AAAUGGUGGACGAUAGCCUUAAUAUAACUUGUUGUGUUAUGUUGGCAGUUCUGUUCGGAAUGGAAUAAUAUACAUAUAUAUAUGUAUAUAUAACAAAUGUUGUUUAAGUCCUAAAUAACACAAAUGGAAACGAGAAAUUAGGCAAUUUUCAAAGUACAAACAUUGCCUUUAAUAAUGAAGUGACUUAGAUGGACUUACAAACAAAUGAAAUAUUUGGAAGAUUUUGUAAUUUGUUUUUGUUUAAUCCGCCGUUUGCAUACAUAAACGUUUUGUUUUAUUUUACAUACAUAUACGUUAACGAUGUCAUUAAGCAAUAAAAGCAGCAGCAUAAGCGAAAAAGAUAUCGACGAUGAAGAUAUGUUGGCACCCACCAAACUCUCAACAAAUCUUGUUGUUCGAGUCAAUCAAGAUUCUGAUGACAACUUGCAAGCCUUAUUUGAUAGUGUGUUAAAUCCAGGCGAUGCAAGGUUGCCAUUGCAGCUCCCGUUUCGUAUGCGCAAGCUACCGAAUUCGUUUUUCAAUCCACCUGCUCCUUUGCAUUCGAGAGCAAAUAGUGCUGAUUCCACAUACGAUGGCUCGCAAACCAACAUCAAUAAGACUGUCGCGCAGUCCGAAUUGCAGUCGCCCCUCCUCUCACAAAAUCAACAACCGCAGCCAUCGCAGCAGAGUCGUCUAGCCAUACAUCACUUUCGAGCACGCAGCAGCCCAGCAUCUCUUCAGCAGAACUACAACGUUCGGCCUAGAAAUGAGACAAGCGCGAACAGCAAUCAAGGUCCAGGUCCUGCAUAUCCAGAUAAUAGUGUGGAUUUCCCGAAUGCCACGGCAAACAAUAUCGACUUAGAUGUAAUCAGUACUUGCAUGGGACAACAACAAGCACAGGAGAAUCCGAUUUCAACGCAAACCAUACAUAAAAAGCAAAGAUCGUAUGAUGUUGUCAGUCCAAUUCAAUUGCAAAGUCAAUUGGGUGCAUUGCCACCCGGAUGGGAACAAGCAAAAACGAAUGAUGGCCAGAUUUACUAUUUGAACCAUACUACAAAAACUACGCAAUGGGAAGAUCCGCGAAUUCAGUUUCGCCAACAACAACGAGCAAUUGCUGAGCGGACUAAACCAAAUGAUUUAAUACAAAAUACAAAAACUAGCGCACCGACUAUUGCUAGCCACAUUGGCCCUUUACCUGAAGGUUGGGAGCAAGCUGUUACAGAGUCUGGAGACGUAUAUUUUGUUAAUCACAAUGAUAGAACAACUUCAUGGAACGAUCCAAGAAUUCAAACUGGACUUAGCGGACUGGACUGCCCCGAUAAUUUAGUAUCGUCUCUCCAGAUUGGCGAUAACAUUUGCAGCAAUAUUUUUAAUGAUGCCCAAACUAUCAUUAGUACACCGUCUUCCCACAAACCUGACGAUUUGGAAUGGUAUAAAAUAAAUUAAUACAUUUUUAUGUGUAAAACCAUUUAAUUAGAUAUUAAAGUUUUAUAUUUUGUAUUAAAAAAUAAAUAUUUUUGCAUAUA
Drosophila nasuta is the source of this 1505-nucleotide messenger RNA. RefSeq names its product Transcriptional coactivator yki (gene yki). Gene Ontology annotation, cellular component: nucleus; cytoplasm. Lineage: Eukaryota; Metazoa; Arthropoda; Insecta; Diptera; Drosophilidae. Gene Ontology annotation, biological process: hippo signaling; positive regulation of transcription by RNA polymerase II. The transcript has 5 exons. Bases 301 to 1425 code for a protein of 374 amino acids. The record is from RefSeq and is a predicted model, not a curated record. Gene Ontology annotation, molecular function: transcription coactivator activity; protein binding.